CUCGCAGAGAAAUAUGGAAAUGUAUUUUCAGUGGAGCUUGGGCCGCUGAAGGCAGUGGUGUUGACUGGUUAUGACGCAGUGAAAGACGCUCUUGUGAAUCACGCUGAUCAAUUCAGUGGGAGGCCACCCAUCCCGAUAUUUGACGAUUAUUCAUUCCGAACUGGUGUGAUAUUCAGUGACGGGAAGUUGUGGCGGGAGAACCGAAAGUUUGUGAUCUCAGCUCUCCGAGGCUUUGGCAUGGGCAAGAAAUCCAUUGAAGACAGGAUCAGUGAAGAGGCCAGCUUUCUUGUCAAUGUGUUUGAGAGUCACAAGGGUCAGCCUUUUGAAACAGCACGGAUAUUGAAUUCGGCCGUGAGCAAUAUUAUCUGUUCCAUUCUAUUUGGAGAUCGCUUUGAUUAUGACGACAAAAUAUUUAACUCCCUCAUAAACAUGAACAAUGAGAUGACGAUAUUGGCUGGAACAGCUUCAAUACAAGUAAUUAUCUUUCCAUAUUACUGUACUUGGGAUGGUUAUUUGCAAUUUGGUGUGCAUAAUAAUCCCCUCAUCACUCCAAUGCCAAACAAUGACCAUCUCCA
Chiloscyllium plagiosum (whitespotted bambooshark) is the source of this 575-nucleotide messenger RNA. Lineage: Eukaryota; Metazoa; Chordata; Chondrichthyes; Orectolobiformes; Hemiscylliidae. The record is from RefSeq and is a predicted model, not a curated record.